Messenger RNA from Scedosporium apiospermum, 1866 nucleotides. RefSeq names its product putative MFS aflatoxin efflux pump. Lineage: Eukaryota; Fungi; Ascomycota; Sordariomycetes; Microascales; Microascaceae. The record is from RefSeq and is a predicted model, not a curated record. The coding region runs from base 1 to 1866 and encodes 621 amino acids. Gene Ontology annotation, molecular function: transmembrane transporter activity. The transcript is spliced from 4 exons. Gene Ontology annotation, biological process: transmembrane transport.
AUGGCUGGUUUUCCCAAAUUCUUCAAAGCAUCCUCAAAACGAGACGGAACUGCGAAACCCCCACCCUCUCCCGGGGGCAAUGUCACGGAUGCGGAGCCCUGUCAAGCUUCUGAGCCUUCUCCCACUGAGAACAGCCAUGAGACAAAGCCUCCCAGCGUCACAAAUGACUCCGAAAUUCAGGGCUCGCAAGAUCAGCAUCAAUACCCUACCGGCAUCAAGCUCGUCUUAAUUCUAUUCUCGCUUAUGACUAGCACCUUCCUUAUUGCCUUGGACCGUCUCAUCAUCGCAACCGCCAUCCCCCAAAUCACGGAUGACUUCCACUCAGUCACCGACGUCGGCUGGUAUGGUAGCGUCUACCUACUCGCCAACGGUGCUCUCCAGCUCACUUACGGCAAGCUGUACACUUUCUGGAACAUUAAAACCGUCUUCAUCGUCACUGUGAUACUUUUCGAGAUCGGUUCAGCAAUAUGUGGUGCCGCAACCGGGUCUGUCAUGUUCAUCAUCGGUAGGGCCAUUGCCGGCGUUGCUUCUGCAGGUCUUUUUUCCGGAUCGGUCGUCAUCCUAGUCAACUCAAUGCCCCUCCAAAAACGCCCCCUCGCCCAAGGCCUAUUCGGGGCCGUCUUCGGCAUCGCCUCCGUCGCCGGCCCUCUCCUCGGCGGCGCCCUCACCACCCACGCCACAUGGAGAUGGUGCUUCUAUAUCAACAUUCCCUUUGGGGCCGUCGCUAUUGCGGUCAUCUUCUUUCUCCUCAAGGUUCCUCCGACGCAUGCUCAGGUACCACAGCUAGAUGAUACGACCGAGUCGGGUGAGGUCGCCGCGGGCGAAAAGCCGCAUAGGUCUCGAAUGUGGGCGAAGGUGAGGCAGUUAGACUUUGUCGGUAUGAGUGCCUUUUUGCCUGGGAUCGUGUGUUUGCUCCUCGCGUUGCAAUGGGGAGGUGUUGUGCAUGCUUGGGAUAGCGCUGUCAUAAUAGCACUUCUUGUCGUUGCCGGAGUCCUCCUGAUAGCCUUCGUCAUCAUCCAAGUUCUCCUCCCAGAAACAGCAACAGUGCCCCCGCGUAUCAUCACCUCCUCCCGCACCAUGGCCACCGCCACCUUUCUGACUUUCUGCAUGGGUGCCCACAUGAUGAUAAUGGUCUACUUUCUCCCCAUCUGGUUCCAAGCCAUCCAAGGUUCCUCGGCCUUCCAAUCAGGCCUCAAGACCCUGCCCCUCACACUCUCCCUCAUCAUCGGCGGCAUUGCUUCCGGCGGCGUCAUCUCCAAAACGGGCCCAUACCUCCCGUCUUUGUUCACUGGCGUGCUUCUCACCGUAGCCGGUGCGGCCCUCCUCAUGACACUCAAGCCGGACUCCCCCUCCAAGGAAUGGAUAGGCUAUCAGGUGCUCUACGGCUUCGGCCUCGGCUUCUCCUUCCAGGUUCCGAAUAUUGCCGCGCAGACUGUCCUACCACACAGGGACGUGCCCGUCGGUACCGCUCUCGUCAUCUUCGGCCAGCAGCUGGGAGGCUCCGUCUUCGUGUCUAUCGGGCAGAGCGUUUUCUCGUCGGAGCUGUUGAAGCGGUUAUCUGGUAUAGAAGGGUUCGAGACCGAUGUGUUACGUAAUACGGGAGCUACGACUUUGGCUGGCUCUGUGCCUGCGGAAUUGAGGGACCAGGUGUUGAACGGGUAUAAUGGGGCUCUGAGUAGGGUGUUUAUGGUGGGACUUAUUGUGGCGUGUGUGGCUGUUUUGUUUGCGCUGUGCAUGGAGUGGAGGAGUGUUAAGGAGAAGCAGAAGGAUGGGGAGAAGGGAGUCGGGGGCGAGGACAAGGCCGAGGAGAAGAAGGUCGGGAAUAAGACAGCUGGGAAGACCCCAUCUACAAAAGGUGAGGUCUAG